GUUUUGUUUUCGAACCGCGCGAACCAGCACGGGGUUAAAGUGUUUCGCGCGAGUGCUCUUUUGUAUCUCGCUCUCUCGCACGACACGUCCGCGCUGCGGUACGUCCGUGCGGAGGUCGUUUUGGAUCUCCUCAGAACCUCCUGAGACUCGCCUCGGAGCAUUCCGGACAUGAUUCCGGGACAUUUUGUGCUGUUGCUGCGGCUUAUUCGUCUCUGUGUAGUAGACACGGGUCUUUCGUAUUCCGCAUACUGCUAUUAAAUUUAUGCCACGAACGAAAAGUCGGAAUCUACGGAGUAUGCGGAUAUCUGGUCUUUUUUGUAUACAAAACACCGGUGAUUAUUUACAGAUUCAUAUUUGCUUUGGUUUCCGCUGUAAAUGUGCUGUCAGUAUAUUAAUUCGUGCGUGAAAAAUAAAUUUAACGUUCCGCGGUUCUUUCAAUUCUUACAAAGAGAAUCAAAAUUCCGACUAGAGUUUACAUCUGUUUCCACUGGCGUAAGAAUUCAUUAUUAUCUUUCCGCUUGGGCUCCUCCGCUUGCUCCCUCGUUUCGAAUUAUCAACGCUACUAUUUGAUAGACGCAAACACGAAAGAGCUCUCGAUAAGUUGCUGUCGUCGCACGGGGAAGUCUUAAUGAUGUAUUUUUGUUCUCGUUAUCUACUCCCGUGUCUCCACACGUCUUCCGAGAUAAUUACGAUGAACGUUCCAUUGUAUGGCGUUCUCGGAGCUGCAGCGACUUUGCUUGCUUACAUCCUCGGCAUAGGAACAGUCGUGAAAAUCUUCGUCUGUCUGCUUGCAUUAAUUUUAGGGGCAUUGACCUGUAUAUAUAGAACGUACGUUCCGAAUCUCGACGAUGUAAUUGAGUCUGAAAGGGAAGACUUAACUAAGAAGACUGAAAAGUUCCGACAGUAUAUAUUAGAUCUAUCUAAGGAAAGGAUGACAUUUACAUUAGACAGGAGAAUAACUGGUAGUCGUAUCAUUGAUGAAUCCCUGCAAGAAAUCUUGGAUUUUAUUAUCAGAGAUUAUGUGGAGCCGUGGUACACCGUUAUUACGGACGAUGAGGAAUUCAUUUAUUCUGUCCGAGAUACUGCUCAAAAAAUCGCCAUUAAUGUCGCAAAUCGGGUCAAGAGUGUCGAUUGGAUACCCUACUUGACGACGCGACUCGUCGACGAUGCAGCCUCGCAUGUGCGGCUGUAUCGACAAGCGAGCGCAAGAAUGAAGCAAAUACGAUCGACCAGGAUGCAAAAGGGUAGCGCGAGCUCGAGUACGUCGGGCGGCACGCCGAAGAAGACGCCCACGCACCGACGUAACAAGAGCGAGACCGAUGUCUCUUGGUACUCGCAGUCCAAGUUUUACAUACCGAACCUGUCGUCGCUCACCGAGCCGAUCGAGGCCGGCGACGAGAAGGAGGACGAGUCGUUAGAAAAGAUAUUCUUCGAUCUUGAGGUGCAGAUGGAAAGUAAUCUGAUAUGCAGGGACCUGGUGUGCACCAACGACACCCAGGAGCUGGAAUUCUUGGGCGAGAUAUCGGAGAUCUUGCUGUACCUGGUCCUGCCCAAGGCGGACUUCGAUUGUUUGACUGUGAGAUUUAUCUUAAGGGAGUUGUUAGUGAACGUUAUAAUCAGACCGUUGUUGGAUUUGUUCUCUGAUCCUGAUUACAUUAAUCAGGCAUGUAUAUGGCUGUGUACUAAGGAGAGUGGCUUACCAAGUGAUGUCUUUUUAACAGUGAUUAGAAUAACGGAUAACUUAGACGAAUUAAUGGCGACGAAGAGUAUAGUUUCUAAAGAGAUAGCACACCUGCGCUCGAAAGAUUCGGGCGGCGAGGGCGAUCUGUCGGUGAAGCAGCAGUUAAACAGUCUACUCUACGUGAAGAAAAUCCUGGAGACGAGAAUCAUCGGUAUGCAGGAAGGUCUGGAGACAGAGACUGAUGGGAUCGGCGCUCAGCCGGAAUGGAAUAGAUUGCUCAUACCUGGUCAGAAGCUGGUGAACUUGCCGUUGGACGAGCUUCUGAAGAAUAACAUCGCGCUCAGUUACUUCAUCGACUACAUGACUUCCAUCAACGCCGAAGCCUACUUGUUCUUCUAUCUGAACAUCUACGGAUGGCGGGUCUCGGCCGAGCAGCAAAUAUCAGACAUGGAAUUGCAGAAGAUACAGAGCGGUCAGUCCGGCGGAAGUGGUGGAGCCGGCGUUAGGCGUAAGAACGCGGAUUUGGACAAUUUGAAGGAGGCAGCGACGAAGAUCUACCAGCAAUACCUCAGCGACAAAGCGUCGCCGAAGCUGCAGCUGGACGACGCACUGGUGAAGAGUCUGUUGACGAGAAUGAGGACCGAGUCGGUGAAGGAGAUUUGGUUCGACGAGUUACGCAAUUGCUGUUACGAGAAACUGCAGAACGAAGACAGGUUCUUGCCCGGCUUCAAGCGCUCGUUGGCUUACAUCAAACUACUGGCCGAGCUGGACCUGUUGAAGGAUCCAGUGUCUGAGGACGAUACGAAGUCCUUGGACAGUAUAAGUCUGUCCAGCACGAAUAACGAGUUGGAUACUUUGGAGGAGUUGUCGGAGACGUACAAGACGUCCGACGACUCGAGAAUCACGGUCGCAAAGGAAGGUGCUACAAAAUCAAGCUCCGCCUCGAAUUUGGCGAGCAUGGGCGAGGUGAGCGAAGGUAGAGCGUCCGAUGAGGUCGAUGCGGACGUGGGUAGCAGUCUGCGAAGCACAAAGAUCGCAUGCAGAAGCUCCGCCACGGAGAUUGAUCAAUUCGGCGAGAAGAAGGACAUCUCGUUCUAUGUGGAGACGAAUGCCGAGCAAUUCGUCAAGCUGAACGAAAACGAUUACGAUCAGAAUGCGAUCAAGAAGCUGCAGCAGGGUCGCUUCGAGAUCACCGCGACGAUAAUAGAGACCGGCAUUGUGAGCGAUCGCGGGAAAACCUACGGGAUCUAUGCCGUGGCCGUGACGAAGAACUACGAUUCGGGCUACAAGGAGAAGUGGCACAUAUACAGGCGGUACUCUGACUUCUACGACCUACAUCAGAAGAUCAAGGAGAAGUAUUAUGACCUGGCGAAGAUACCGUUCCCCGCGAAGAAGGCGUUCCACAAUAUGGAGCGCACAGUGUUGGAGAGACGAAUGUUGAUGCUGAAUGCUUGGUUGUGCCAAUUGACGAAGCCCACGAUCGUGGAAGGCCACAUGGGCCUGCAAAAUUUGCUGCUGGCUUUCUUGGAGCAAGGGGACUACGACAAAGGAGUCACUGGUGGCCAGAUUUCGAGAACGAUAGACACUUUAAUGAACCCCCUGAAGACUUCGAUGAAAAGCGUCACGCAGGCGGUCAAAACGAUGCCGGACAAUAUGUUGAGCACGGUGGAUGGUGUGAUGGACAAUCUGAGCAAGUUCUUCGGCAAUCCUAAGAAAACGAGUAUUUUUUACGAGAAUACCAAAGUCGGCGCCGGUCUCGACACGGAGACCGACGACAACAUCCCGUUGCGCAUUAUGUUGCUGUUGAUGGACGAAAUCUUCGACUUGAAAGUGCGAAAUCAAUGGCUGCGAAGGCGGAUUAUAACGCUGCUGCGGCAAAUCAUUCGAACGAUGUUUGGAGACAUAGUAAAUAGGAGAAUAGUGGAGUACGUGUCGUUUUUGACUAGCCCGUCGAAGGUCGCGGGAUAUCUGCGUUUGUUCAAGAAUAGCUUCUGGCCGAAUGGUGUGAAGGCCGAGAGUAGGCCACCGCGAGACACGGAGAUGAAGAACAGAACGCGAGUGGCAGCUAAAGUCGCCCUGCUCUCUUGCCUUUCGGACGAGUUGAAACAUAUCAUAGGCAGCGAGACAACGAGGCGCGGGCUGUUGAGAGUGUUUGAGCUCUUUCAGCGACCGGUAUUGAACAGAAGACUGCUGUACGUGCUGCUGGAGGGUGUCGUAGAGACCCUGUUUCCGCAGAACGAUCUAGUGGCAGUUUUCAGAAAACUUUAUUCGGUGUCGCCGAGAGUAAGGAACAAAAGCAAAGGGAAGUCUUGAUGGAAGAAUAGGACGGAAUGAUGUCCGGAUGCGACGGCCGCGAGAAUGGCCGCAUGAUUAGUUUGGGACGAUUCUCGCGGGAAAUUAGAAAUUUUACCGACUCCCGUCGGCGGUCUUGGAAUAAAGAGAUCACGUCACCUCUUGGAAUAGUUUAGAGAAUUACGAUAUUAAGAAAAUACUUUUGCGCAAAGUAUGUCCAACGUAACAGAAACAUCUUUCAAAUAUCUAUGUGUUCGACCCGUUGGGCUCUCACUCGAUUUUAAUCCUUACUCUCUCUCUCUCUCUCUCUCUCUCUCUCUCUCUAGGACAAAAUGUAUUUGUACAAAUUGAUCAGGUGCUAUUUCUUCAACGACGCGACCAAUCACAUAUCUUUCGGCGUCUUUCGUAGAAUCAUGAAUAUUCUCAACGCUAUUAUUUUAGAAGAAAUGUCGCUCAAUUUCUUUGGUCUUUUUUUUAACAAUGUAGCAAUUGUGAUGUCUGACUAGCAGUUGUACUUAACGCAUAUGUGCAAGGUUAAUAGAGACUGCGAACCGACGCGGCCCGUCUCCAUAUAUGGCGAAAAAAAAAUGCAAAGUGCAAGCUUAUUAGUCGCGGGCCUUUUGAUACUCAGUUAGAUACCUAUCGGGAUCUGUCACGAUCAAUCUUGAAAGUCGGCCGUGUUUCAACCGGCCGGUUAGAAUACGCUAGUGGUUCGUUCGAGCUCAAUGGGUCAAUAAGUCCUCAGUCGCUAAACUUAUUGAGAUGUUACUGUGGAUGUCGUCGUUCUCUCAUUCUCUCUCUUCAAACAGUCCUCUGAGCUGCAGUGCGAGGUGCAUACGUGCCGCCAUUGCAACGGACAACCGCCGCCUAGUUUUCAACAAGGAACAAAAAACAAAAGAUCAGAAGAUGCUUUCAUAUCUCGAUUAUUUGUAAUACAUUCAAAGAUGCACACGUUGGAAAAGUUUCGUGCCACCAACAAUUCGCGCCGCUGCCAAACAGAUUUGCGCACGUAGUUUAAAAUACCUAAUAAGUAAGAUGAUACUCUUGUGUUUUUAGGAAAAAUAAAUUCGAUAUCUCAUUGAUGCACUGAAAAACUUAAACUCUCGAAAGAAAAGAGGAGGAAGAAAUAUAGCGAGCCGUGAUUUACCUCGCUUGGAUUCUCACACACACACACUGGAUCUCUCGACAUACAAAUCGUUCUCUCUAAGUAUAAUAACGAGAAGAAUACCUUUCCUCGCUCCCGCCAAAUACAGCUUGUCCCAUUUCCUCGAGAUAAACAACACCAGACAAAAAUCGUUGACCGUGCAGUCAAUCAGAGAAACGCAGAGAGAGAGACGGUGCGGAGCUUUCUCAGCGGUAUGCAGCUACUCGUGAAGUGAUCUAGUGGCCAAAAAGUAUAUACUAUACAGAUCGAAAUUGCCUGCAUCGAGCCUGCAACUCGGGCCGCUACUCCCGUCGGUAUUAACGUAGAAUAACGCAAGAUGCGAACUCUUUGUGAUUACCUCGUAGGAGAAUGCAAUAAGAUCCACGGAGACAUUCCAUUUGCAUUUUAAGCUACACCGGUUAAUUAGGCAAUUAUCCUUUUUACAACUAUUCCUUGAAACACACGCGACACGUAGACACGUAAAAAGAAGGAACACUGUGACAUCACGCAAUCAUACACGUACAUCACGAUUACACAUCACGAUCUACUUAAGUUCCGAGCGAGCGAGCGAGCGAGCGAAACGCCGCGAUCAAUCUCUCUAGGCGUAUAAUUUAUCGCAGACGUUAACUUAAUUUAUACACGUUGGAUAUUACCCUGAAAGUUUAUUUUUGUGCCAUUCGGGUGCGCGAGUAGUGUCUAUAUUUAUUUUUAGUGAGAAACAAGGAAAGAUUAUACCCUUUUUCCAAUAAUUCCGAUGACGCGUUCUCAGCAUCAGAAAUCACAA
Harpegnathos saltator (Jerdon's jumping ant) is the source of this 5901-nucleotide messenger RNA. Its product is annotated as sorting nexin-13. The transcript is spliced from 10 exons. Gene Ontology annotation, molecular function: phosphatidylinositol binding. Bases 629 to 3994 code for a protein of 1121 amino acids. The record is from RefSeq and is a predicted model, not a curated record. Gene Ontology annotation, cellular component: early endosome. NCBI's taxonomy places the organism in Eukaryota, Metazoa, Arthropoda, Insecta, Hymenoptera, Formicidae.